Molecule: messenger RNA, 834 nt
Organism: Aureobasidium pullulans EXF-150
Lineage: Eukaryota; Fungi; Ascomycota; Dothideomycetes; Dothideales; Saccotheciaceae
Exons: 2
Source: RefSeq, a predicted model, not a curated record
CUAAUCAGUCUUGGCGCUGUCUUCAUCACCUUGACCGCAGUCUCAUUGAUCUUGCGGAUUUGGGUUCGGACCAAAAUUGUAGCUUGCUGGGGUAAAGAUGACUGGGCUAUGCUUGUGACACAGGCAUGCUACGUAAUCACUUGUGGGCUACUGUUCAAGUGGGCAGCAAUUGAGACAGCUCUGACUCCCCAAAAAGGCCUCAAACCAUAUGUGAAGGUAUCCAAAAGUGAACCUUCUAUCACAAUGCCCACACUAACAAAUCGACAGUCAUAUGAUUUACUCGUCAUCAGCACCGCGACAUAUCUCGUCACAAAUCUAUUGCUCAAAUUAUCCCUGGCACUCUUCUUCCUUCGCUUCGUCAUCGAUCGCUGGGCCAGGCGUAGCAUCUGGGGCAUUACUAUCUUUCUUCUUUUCUGGACAUCUGGUGUUUUCCUGUUCAGUCUCUUCUUCUGCGGCUUGCCAGAUGAUAUCCUGAAGAAGACCAUGAAAGGUGGAAAAUGCAUUUCACCACGGACGACGCUUAUACUGGGUGUUACAUGGGGCGUCUCAAACGUUCUGACAGAUUGGUUCUUUGCUCUUAUCCCGGUGAUGAUCUUGCUCAGAAGUCGACUCCCUCGUGCGACGAAGAUCUCAGCAGUAGCUGUCAUGGCAAUAGCGGUGGUUGGGUCGUGUACUGCUAUCCCAAGAGUCGCCAGCUACACGAGGCUCGAUAAAGCGACCAGUUAUUGGAUAGGUACUACCAAUUUCUUGAUCUGGAGUAUUAUUGAACCAGGCGUUGGGAUACUUGCUGCGAACAUCGCCACCCUUCGUCCACUGCUCGACAAGACUAUGCAA